Molecule: messenger RNA, 345 nt
Organism: Colletotrichum karsti
Lineage: Eukaryota; Fungi; Ascomycota; Sordariomycetes; Glomerellales; Glomerellaceae
Product: ycii-related domain protein
Exons: 4
Coding region: 1-345 (114 amino acids)
Source: RefSeq, a predicted model, not a curated record
AUGGCCACCGCCGGCAAGAAGGAGUUCCUCUGCAUCCUCCCGGAUAAGCCCGACGCGCUUGCCAAGCGCUUGGAGGUUCGGCCGACGCAUUUGGCUGAGGCCAAGUCUGCUGCUUCGGAUGGCAGAGUGGUAGUUGGUGGAGCCAUGUUUGAGUCGGAACACCCCUCAGAGGGAAAGCCGCCCGCGUUCAAGGGAAGCAUGAUCAUCUACACCGUGAGCAGCGCCGACGAGGCGUGGGAGUUGAUCAAGAACGACGUCUACGCCAAGAACGGCGUCUGGGACCUCGAGAAGGCCCAGGUGAUUCCUUUCAUGUCUGCUGUGCGCGAAGGACUGCAGAAGCUGUAG